Molecule: messenger RNA, 8971 nt
Organism: Syngnathus acus (greater pipefish)
Lineage: Eukaryota; Metazoa; Chordata; Actinopteri; Syngnathiformes; Syngnathidae
Gene: cabin1
Product: calcineurin binding protein 1
Exons: 40
Coding region: 145-6864 (2239 amino acids)
Biological process (GO): chromatin organization
Cellular component (GO): nucleus
Molecular function (GO): protein binding; nucleosome binding
Source: RefSeq, a predicted model, not a curated record
AAUGAGCGGCAAGUUAACUAGUGAGUGGCGCACUCCAAGCCAGAGCGCUCCUUACACUAACAAUAACAAAGAUCCGAUCAGGAUAUGAACCCAAAGGUCGAUGGUCUGUUGUUAUCAAAUGCCACAUCAUUCCAGAUAUAAAAAAUGAUACGCAUUGCAGCAUUAAAUGCAGCAUCGACAGCUGCAGAUGAGUCGCAAGACCCGUUGAGAAGUAAAAAAAGCCGAACAAAAGAGGCGCAGGAAGCUGAGGCUUUUGCUUUGUAUCAUAAAGCUUUAGAUCUGCAAAAACAUGACAAGUUUGAAGCGUCUGCCGAGGCAUAUCAUGAGUUGCUUAAAACGCCACUCCUCAAAGAGGCCAUGCCCUCGGAGGAUCAGAGCCUGGGUCUCAAGCAUCCCGGACUGAUGCUGAAGUAUUCCACAUUUAAAAACUUGGCUACUAUGGCAGCAUCACGAGAUGAUCUGCAAACAGCGAUGGAAUUUUACUUAGAGGCCGUUUUGUUGGAUUCCACUGAUGUGAACAUGUGGUACAAAAUUGGACAAGUGGCUGUACGACUGCUGCGCAUUCCUUUGGCUCGACAUGCCUUUGAGGAGGGAUUACAGUGUAACCCGGACCACUGGCCCUGCCUGGACAAUCUGAUCACUAUUCUCUACACACUUUGUGACUAUACAUGGUGUUUGUACUUCAUCAGUAAAGCCCUUGAAAAAGAUCACUGUUACACAAAAGGCCUGGUGUUGAAGGAGAAAAUCUUUGAGGAACAGGCCAGUCUUAAAAGGGACACGAUGCAAAUGUUCAAGAGAUGUGACAUGUCUGUCCACUACGUAGAAGUGGAGGAGGAGGAACGCAAAUCCAUUGUGGAAGAAGCUCUAGAAUUACGAAAACGCAGACAGGCUCUCUCUCACACAGAACCAACCACUGACCUUGUCUUGGUUAAGCCUAUCCGUUGUCUUUCGUGGAAGCAUGUGGGUGAAAGCCUUAUUGCAAUGUAUAGAUAUCAAACCACGUGCGGGCCGCCACGUCUAAGUCUUGGUCGCAGGAUCGACUUGUCUGCAUACCGUGACCGAAGCUUCCUCCAAAACCUGCCUGAACCGGGCAGUCCGAUCAGCACGGUCCAGACGACAGUGCUGAGCAGCAGUCCCAGCUCAUCUCUGCCACCGACUCUCCUUCCUGAGCCAUCGGCGCUCUCGCAACCUGCCAUCCAAACCCAAAUUGCCAUCGUGGAAAUCCCCGCAGCUGCUCCUUCUGUCGCUAUGGACAUUUCAUUGAUAGACAAGGCAAAGAAAACAACUAAAAGGAAACGUGCAGUAGAAGAUAACGUCGAGACCGCCAAGAGACGUUCAGCACGGGUUCGAAACACUAAAUGCAAAAAGGAAGAGAAGAUUGAUUUUCAGGAAUUACUUUUCAAGUACCUUCCUUCAAGGCUAAGGAAGUUUGACCCAGAUAAUGAAGAUGAAAGUUUGAGUAAUCUUGAGCCACAAUGUGAUGUGAAGGAUGACAUGCAGCCUCUACUUGGGAGCUGCGUUCCAGUUGACGCAGUUGAUUACAUGGAAUCUGAGCAACAGGAUGUUCAUAUCUUCCUUCUCGGAAAUAUGAACAAUGGAGGAAUACUGGACCUGAUGUUGUGCUAUUUAAAAGCAGUGGGUCGGAAGUUCAUGGAGGAGUGGCCUCCAGGUAUGACCGCUGUGGUUCUGGAGGUGUUCCAGGCUUGGCGAAAGCACAGCUGCGGCCUUCCUAACCCUUUGUUUCGAGACUGCCGUAACCAGCACAUCCGGGAAAUGUUGGAAAUGAGCUUGGCAUGUAUGGAAUUACAGUUGGAGCAAUGGUUGCUCAACAAAGGCAAGACUGUGACCACUAGAAGAAGCGUGGAUUCCUGCAAUGACACGGCUGAAAAUGAAUUCCCUGGGCAGCAUUUCCAGGCUGAUGUCUUGCUCCUGGCUUUAGGUUCAUCCCAGAAGGAUCUGUUUGAGGACAAUUGGUUGGAUUUCACAGUGCGUGUCUACUGGCUGAAGGCCAGAUCCCUUGCUCUCCAGGGAGAUAUGGAAUUGGCUCUCGAGAGUUAUGAUGUCUGUACAGGGCUGUUGCAGAGCAAACCCAAGCCCCCUGAAGGGAGAUAUUACACCAUCAAACUGCCUAAUUUAAGCCUAGAUGCAGCAAUCUCUGUUGAUGAGAUUGACAAAAGACUGAAGUCCCUGGAGCGCUGUCAGUCAUUGGAGGAAAUCCAGCAUCUCUUUGAGUCUGCGGACUUUGAAUCGGUCGUGCGCUUGUUGCAGCCUACUCUGAACUAUGGCAGCAGCAGGAGUAAACAUCUGGAGUUUGUUAGCUCAACACCAGAACGUCCUGCUCAGCUUCUGCUGCUGCAGAAUUCACUGUUGAAGCUCCAAGACUACCAGCAAUGUUUAGAGACAAGUGAGAUGGCUCUGAAUGAAGCUUUGCAGCAACUCAACUCUUCCACAAGCAGUUCUUCACCUGUGAAGGAAGAAUGGCUCAGCACCAUUACAAAGCUGUUGGAGGGCAUCGACGUCUGCUUUACCAAAGACUCCGAGCUCCUUAGCAACAUCACCCACUUCUCCAGUAUGGCUCGACUGGCAAACAAUCUUAUUCAGCUGAUCGACCUCAGCAUGACAAUUUCCGACGAUCCCAAAGAACCUUAUUUCUUUUCUGUACUGCCGUGGAUUAUUUUGUAUCACAUCAUCAAACACGAAGAAGCUGCUUUUAAUGCUAUGCUUCAACAACAUAUGUCUGUAGGGGACGAGGAAGAUGACUCAGACACUCCAAUGCUGCCAUCCUCCCUUAUGCUUCUGAACACCGCUCAUGAGUAUCUUGGACGUCGUUCCAUGUGCUGCUGUUCAGAUGGUUCACUACUCAAGUUUUUCGUUGGAGUUUUGGAAAAAGAGUUUGCAACAACUGGUGCUGCCAACAAUAUUAGUCAUCCUUACAAAGAGGAGUUGGAGAUGGCUUUGGAACAGUGCUUCUUCUGCCUCUAUGCCUAUCCUAGUAAGAAGAGCAAGGCCCGCUUCCUUGAAGACCACUCCUCUCCACAGGUUGAGCUGCUGUGGAGAGAUGCCCUUUUCAUGUUCCAGUAUUUCAAACCAAAAUCAAUGCCUGAGUUUGACAGCUACAAAACAAGCACCGUAUCUGCAGAUUUAGCUAAUCUGUUGAGGAGGUUUGCAGGAAUCGCCCCCCCAAGUGAAACUCCCACCCUCACCAUGGAUGAGGUUGCAGCCUACAUUGAGGGCAUGACAACAAAGACCCCAAGCCUUCCUGAGGGUAGUCCUCCAGCCCCUCCAAUCAUUAAUGAGUUAUACUACUUGCUGGCUGAUUAUCACUUCAAGAAUAAGGAGCAGUCCAAAGCCAUAAAGUUUUACAUGCAUGACAUCUGUGUGUGUCCGAACAGGUUUGAUUCCUGGGCGGGAAUGGCCUUAGCUCGGGCCAGUCGUAUUCAGGAGAAACUCAACUCCAAUGAGCUAAAAAGUGAUGUACCCAUAUGGAAACAUUCACAGGCUGUGCUUAACUGCUUUAAGCGGGCCCUGGAGAUAGACCGCUCCAAUCUGUCGCUCUGGAUCGAGUAUGGAACCAUUUCUUAUUCUUUGCACUCCUAUGCUUCACGUCAGCUAAAGCAGUGGCGUGAUGAGCUUCCGUCAGAGGUGGUUAAACAGAUGGAGGAAAGGAGAGAAUCCAUGUUAGAGACGGCAUCUCAGAGUUUCCAGGGAGCUUCCCGUUGUGAGGGGGACAGUGAUGAAGAAGAGUGGCUCAUCCACUACAUGUUGGGCAAGAUAGCCGAGAAACGCAAAGAGACACCUGUGGAAUAUCUGAAGCUUUACAAAAAGGCAGCACACUUUCUGCAUGAAGAGGCUGCCAGGUAUCCUCGUAAAAUCCACUAUCACAAUCCACCUGACCUGGCUAUGGAAGCCCUAGAGUUGCACUUCCGCCUCAGCGCCACCAUCUUAAAGCUCCUGGAGGCUAAUGAACCCAGGCUGGACCAUGAAGUCUUGUUUAGUUUGCUAGUUGAGGCCGCGACAGGGCCAUUUGCCAUAGGGGAAGAGAAGAGUGUACCCAGCAUCCCCAGAUCUAAUGAAAAGGAGAAAUCUACUGUGAUGGAUGAAGACUUUAAUAGUUCUUCGGUAGGCAUAGGCAACAUCCUCGGUUCCUCCCUUCCGUCAGUUGCCACUCCAGGUGUGACAUCCCCUCUCUACGUGGCCACGCCGUUUGACCACGAUUACGCCAAACGCAAAACUCUCCGACGGCAGCAGUGGCAGCAGCAGCGGCAUGAGGAACAGCAGGCUGAUGCCUCAUCAGAGUUUGACCAUGAUUACUGCUUGCCCAGGUCUUCAAUGUGGCUGGCUUCCCUGAAUGAACGGAGUCAGGACAGCGAGGUGGUGAUGCUUUCUGACUCCAACUCCACUCAGGAUGCUUUCACAGAUCCCACCAGCUCGCAAGACAGUAGCCAAAAACCUGCCUGCGGUAAAGUCAGUUCUUCGUCAUCAGAGAGCACAACUCCUGUGAAGGAAGGACAGCCUGCUUCCGAGGACACAGUUGUACGUCCAACUUUAGUGUCACAUGGACAUCAGACUGUGUCCCAGACAGAAGAAAAUCUGGUUGAGGAAAUUGUGGAAAUGGUGGUGGUGACCCUCCCUGAGGCUCCAACUCCCAAAAUCUCUGCAGACCUUUGCCUUCCGCCCGUUCUUGGACCAACCACUCUGCCGAAAGCAGCCUCCUCUCAACAACCUGCUCCUCAAACCCCAGCCAACGAAGGCAAAAGGAAGCCAGAGCCUCCUGCUGAGGUGAUGGAGGUACCCAAGGCCCUGCCUGCAGAACCUGCUGACCAGAAAAAAAUGCUGGUGGAAAUGUGCGUCCGCUCUCUUUUCCUCUGCCUUGGGCGGUUUCCUCAACACUAUAAGAGCCUCUACCGCCUGGCUUUCUUUUACACCAACAGCAAAACCCACCAGAACCUACAGUGGGCCCGAGAUGUGUUGCUAGGAAGCAGUGUCCCAUGGCAACAACAGAAGCACAUGCCUGCACAAGGACUCUUCUGUGAAAGAAACAAGACAAACCUGUUCAAUCUCCAUCUUUAUAAACGGCAGGGCAUCUGGCGUAUUCCAGUAGAUGAGAUUGAUCGCCCAGGAAGUUUUGCAUCUCAUAUGAACCGAUCCAUUGUCCUCUUGCUGGAGGUGCUAUCACAGCUUAAAGAUCACGACACCUUGCUGAAAGUGUCUUUCAUGCUGCAGAGAACCCCUGAUCAGGGAAAAAAAUAUUUACGUGAUGUUGAUCGCCAGGUUUUGGCCAAGAGAGCUUUUUUCCUCAAUGUAAAAGUCCUGGAGGACAAUCUGAACCGUCUCAGUGGGGUGCAGCUUCCCAAAGCAGCGACCCCCUCCAUGGGGGAGAUGACCACGACGGCCGCAUCCAGCAGGCCAAGUUCAGAGGACAGCAAAAAUGCGCUGCCCAAGAAGCCGGUGCUCACAGAGGGGACUUGUACCACUGAUGCAGGACGUAAGGAAGCCUCCCUACCACAAAUUCCUCCACCAGCUGCGGAUAAAAGUGGCCAAGUCGAGAAUCAACCUGGAAAGGUGGAACCUGCUGGGAGUGAGUGCUACAGAACAGGGCCAGAGGAGCCAAUGGAUUUGGAAUCUGGCUAUUGGAGGAGACCAUCAUCAACCACAGAUACUCAAGACAGGGAAACAGAGGCACAGAUCUCUCUGGGUGUAAUAGAGCCCCAGCAAAAAGUGACUGACAACAGCCGGACAUCAGAGCUGUCUCUGGAGGAGCUGAGUAUUAGCUCCAGGCAGCUGCAGCUCCAGUCUUUGGCCGGCAAGGUCACUUUGGCAGCUAGCAGCACCGAUCAAGGUUUACCACGAAGACCCAGCAGAAAAAGGAAACUUUUAGAGGAUGUUGAGUCGGGAAAAACCCUACUACUUGAUGCAUACAGAGUGUGGCAACAAGGCCAGAAAGUUAUGACCUAUGACCUUGGUCGCAUUGAAAAGAUCAUGUCGGAGACAUACAUGCUCAUAAAACAGGUUGAUGAGGAUGUGGCUCUGGACCAGGCCGUGAAGUUUUGCCAGAUACAGUUGGCUACUUCUGCUCAACGACAGCCCACGUGCGACGCUCCUACCACGCCUAAAUACAAGGAGCACAGAGAUCUCUUCUUCCCUGCCGCUCUGACAACGCCGGUUCUGCUCAGCCACGCCACGUGUCACCCAUUGUCCAACCAGGAAGGUCAAGCCAAAGUGAUGUUUGAGCCCCUGAGCAAGUUACCCAGACCUCAAACGUCGGGAUUCCAUGAUCAGCAACCACAGAGAAGAAUGGCAUGCCACCCUGCAGCAGCAGCAGCUCUGUCCUUCCUACAACACACAGAAGAGCGUGAGGAGCCCACAGAGGGACUCUUGUACCGACAACAGGAAUCGCACCUCUGUCAACAGAUGAAACUGGCCACUGUGUCCCAAGCACGGGAAGCAGCAGCAGCGGCCGGUUGGUUCCGUGAGGAGACGGCCACAUGUAGCAGCAGCAGCACGCAGCAGUGUCCAGACCAGCAGAACUAUGCCAGCAGUGAUCUGUCAAAGCUUCCAGACCCCGGUCGAAUCCGCUCCCGCAUCCCGCCUAACAUGCCAAAGCUCUUCAUCCCCUCAGCUGUCACCAAGUUCCCCCCAGAAAUCACAGUGACACCCCCCACACCCACGCUUCUCUCUCCCAAAGGCAGCAUUUCUGAGGAAACCAAACAAAGACUCAAGAACGUCAUCCUGUCGUCGCAGUCUGCCGCCACGGUCAAGAAGGACACUCUCAGCCAGCCUUCCCUGGAGGUGCAGGAGACGUCUAGCCAGGAGUCGUCGUUUGAGAGCGAGUCGGACGAGGAGGACGAUUACAUGGACAUCUGAGCAUCACCAGGUCGCCUGUGUGGAAACCCCUUUGAGCAUUUAUUCCAUAUCCGUCAAAUCGAACUUAAGGUCCAUGUACCAGCAUUGUCCUCACUAGUUGGACAAUUCAGCGCUGUUUUAUACCGCAAUUAAACCUAAACAUAUUGCAAUGUGUUACAACUCAAAACCCCAUUGUUGGCGUGAGGAGCUUUUGUCAUUCAGUUGGAGUGCCAGUAACAUGUAUCAUAUUGACAGCAGAAACUAACGUAGAUGUUUUCAAACCUUUUAUACUACCUAAAAUAAUACUGAGUCCUAAGAGUAUAAAAAUCAGUUGUAAAAAGCUAAAACCGACUGAACUGUACUUGGCCAGUGAUUUGCUCGAGUGAUUCCAAAUUUCAGAAUCACUCAAAUACAGUCGUACACAGUUUUGCUUCACAAGCUUUACCAAAGGUGCCAUACUAGUGAUUGUACUGAAACGUGGAACUUCAAUGUCACAUCAAAGAUCAGGAGUACAUAAUUACAUAACGGACUUGUACAUGGACCUUAAGGUGAAUGUCAAGGAUAUCUAAGAAAUCCUCAACCAGCUUUCCUGUUUGAGCAGACCGCUCUCUGCUGGUGUGACUCUUAUCAAGCCCUGCGCCACUGUCACAUACUUGCAGCUUCAGUCUUGAUUUCUGUAAUUGUUCCACCUUGCCCAUCAACCUCCAAUUGAGAAAUGCAGUAUUCUAGUUGGCUAUGACAGUGUUGCCCAGUUUGUUUGAAUCACCACAGCUUUAGUCUCAGCAGUCUGAAACAUGCCGUCUAUGCAUAUCACGGCGGCACGCCCAAGCCGACUGUCACCCUUUUAUGCAUCAUCACGGUCUGCACCUUCGUCCACCUCUUGGGAUAAGGACCAAUGCCCGUUGUGAUGUAUUUCAAUGGAACACAACACAGGUGACAGAAGGACAGUUACCGGACGCCGCCGAAACUUGUAGCACAUGGGAAAUGUUUACAUUCAACAUUUUGUUCAGUAGAGCGCUCACGUGUGCUGCUUUUGUACUCGCCGUGUUCCUUGCAACACGAUGUUUUUUUUUUUUCUUUUUCGGGAGUACAUUAGUAGCCGUGAGGUUCUCACCAGGGAGACGCCCGUCACCAGCACUGAUGUAAAUGAUGUUGAAAGAGGACAAUUUGUACAUAUCGUAAUCCAAAUACCUUUGGCAGCCGUAGUGGUGUGUGCGUGUGCGUGCGUGUGUGUGUGCGUGCGUGCGUUGGGAGGUGAGACUGGCUUUCCAAACCCUUCACUAAAUUUACUAGAAUUCAACAUGCAUGCUGAAACGGUGUCUCUAAAUUUCGACGCCUUUUCAUUGGUCAAUUUGUCGUGUUACUCAGUGGAAGACAACAGAAUGUUUUUUUACUAUUUGUUUUCUAUCAAACUAAGGGUAUUUACCGGGUUGUUUUGUUUUCUGGAAAAAAAUAAUGAAACUGUAAAUGAAAACCUGUACAUGAUUAACCUUGUCAAAACCCCUUUUUUUUUUUUUUUUUAACUGUUAUUUCUUUACAUGGUUGUUGCAAUGAGGCGUGAGAUACAGUAUAUUUUUAUUUUUUCUGUUGCGCAAAUGUAUCAGCUGAGAGGCGAAUUGUCUGGCCUCAGUCCACUAUGGAACUCUAACCAAAAAUAUAUUUUAAAAAUUUCUAAACUAUAGGCUAUUCAAAUACAUCCAUAUGUCAUAGUACAUGGAGCAAUGCAGCAGGUAGGACAGUGUUUAUAUCUUUGGUGAGUUUGAGGCCUGCGGAAGUGUUGGGAAGACCAACGCCGAGCGCCAGUGACGCAUGCUGACGUGUGACAUCAUUGUCAACCAGUAUAAUCUGUCAUAUGAAAUCUACAUGACAUCUUACUGCAUGUCUAAGCACUUCCUUUCUAUCUUACCAUUUUGCACAUGUAAAAUCAAAUCUUCCAUUCCACUGUCAUAAAAUGAUUGCUACUGCUUGGCUCAAGGUACAGCUUAACUCCUACUUUAUGUAUUUGGCCUCAUCUUCAUUGGGAGAUUUUUACACUCAAACACUUGAAUAGGUUACGUUAUUUAAACCUGACAGUAUGAAUCAAGCAUUUGAAGGCAUGUUCAAUAAAAGAUAAAGCCUCAACAACAAA